GUCCACACGUGGUUGGUACUGUGUAAACCACGCAGGCAGACGCAAGCAGCGGCUCAGAAAUGGCGGCCGAUACUAGCAGCUCCUCGCUGCAGCUACCUUGCGUUUUUUCACCAAAAUCGCGACAGUACCUGGCAUUGUGUGCCCAGGACGGCAGGCUUCGUAUUUGGAACACAGAUAGUAAAACACUUCACCAAGAAUACGUGCCUUCCGCCCAUUUGAGUGCCACUUGUAUCUGCAUAGCUUGGGGACCAUGCCGGACAGUCAAGGAGGGGCCUCAGAGGAAGAAGAGGAAAUCGGAGGCAGUGCUGGUGGAGGAGAAGGCAGACCUGUUGGCGAUGGGCACAGCCGCAGGCAGUGUCCUAAUUUACAGUACAGUGAAGGGAGUACUGCACUGCACACUGGAUGGAGGCCACAGCGGAGGGGUUAAUUGCGUCCAGUGGCACCCUAAAGACAGUUUAUUAUACAGCGGUUCUGAUGAUACAUGCAUCAUAGAGUGGGACCUGCAGACGGGCAAGGCGAGAAGUAAGUGGAAGGCGGACCGUGCAGCGGUGACCAGUCUGUGUGUGAGCCCAGACGGCAAAUUGCUGCUCUCAGCUGGUCAGAUAAUCAAGAUGUGGGACUUGGACACCAAGGAGGUUUACAGGAAGUUCACAGGCCACUCCACGGCCGUGACAACCCUGCGCUUUGCCACUACGCGACCGCCCGACAGCAACGGCCUUUACUUCCUGUCUGGCGCAGCACAUGAUCGGCUGCUCAGUGUCUGGCAAGUACGAGAAGACGGAAAGGACAAGAAUUCGGUGGUGUCCUUCACACUGACGGACGAGCCACAGCACAUCGACCUUGUUGCGUCAAACAAUAAGGAAGAGGCAGUGAGGCUGGCAGUGGUGUGUAAGGAUGGCCAGCUGCAUCUCUUCGAGCACUUUUUAAAUGGUCCCUGUAAGAAGCCGCUGUCACCCAUGUGUACGGUGCAGAUGUCCGACACAAAGGACUCCCCCGUGCCAAUUCCAAUGUUGGCUGCUGCCCUUGCAGCCGGUACGCGGACAGUGCUGCUUGGCUACGGCACCCACCUGCAGCCUGUGAUGGAGAAACUGGAGAUCAACACAGCAGAGAGACAUGUGUGUUUGACCCGGGAUGUUCAGACCAGCAUGUCAAUUUCCUUGGAAACCGCUGUCUCCAAGGUGAAAACCCCUAUUGUCAGCGACAAGAGCAGAUUGUUGGUCCCGGGGCUUCCAGGCCACCAAGCCCCCGUGAAGGCAACUGCACAGGGAUCAGAGAAGAGGAAAAAAGACACAGAAGCCAGAGAGAUGUCGAUAGCAGAGCGGCUUGGGGAAAUUGAUCUGUCUACAGUAUCCAACGAGAAGGGGGCACCUAAAGGGACGGCCACUUUGCAGACGGACAACUUUGCAGUGCUGCUGCUGCAGGGCCUGGAGAGCAACGACGCCAACAUCCUCAAUAAAGUUUUCCAGACUCGUAAAGAGAUGGUGAUAAAGAAGACUGUUGCUCGUUUACCCCUCCCUGCUAUUUUACCUUUGGUGGAAGUGAUCACAAAGAGGCUCCAAGGGCACCCCAUAUCGGCCACUUUAAUGGUGCGGUGGCUCAGGGCCGUGCUCAUGCACCACACAUCAUACCUGGCAUCGCUGCCAGACCUGGUUACCCAGCUGGGAGUGCUUUAUCACAUGAUCGAGAGCAGAGUGAAGAUGUUCCACAAGCUAACAAAGCUGAAUGGGAAACUGUAUCUGCUAACGACACAGGUGGCGACAAAUGACAGCAGCAGCACAGAUGUUGAUCACACAGCAAAGCUGGUGUAUGAAGAAGAAUCAUCUGAAGACGAGGCCUCCGGUGACGAAGGUCUCCCCGACAACCAUGACGACUCUGAUAACUGGGAGGAAGAGGAGGCUAUGGUGGAAGAUGACGACGAGGAGGAAGAAGAUCCAGACGGCAAAGCGGAUUCCAAAGCGAAUGGAGAGGAAGACAUGGAGCGCGGGAGCGAGAGUGAAGAGGAGUGAGGUCGAGUGCGGAGCGAUGCCAAUCGCGCGUAAAACGGACCUGAAAGAGUUAUAUAUACUUUCAUUUUAUUUUCAACCACUUGAUUUUAUCAUCAGAACAAAGUUAUGGUUUUACUAAAAAAAAAAUAAAGAAAUCAAGGGCCUCGUGGUGGCAAACUGGCUGGCUACCACAAGCAAAGUGAUGUCAUUCUCCUGCUGCGUCGCGCCCCCCAAUCAGAGGCAGCGAUGCAGCAAACCCCCUGUCGGUUCAGACGGCGUCCCGGCCCAACCCUCCUGACCAGUCUGCAUUGAAAACUAAAUCAUUUGGUGGCGUUCCAGUUAGCCUCCGCUGCGGUGUGCGUUCCACAUUUUUUAUGUUAUAAUAAAUAGUAUUAGAUUAUAUUGUUUAAGCUUAACCGUGGUAGAGGCGGUGGAUCUGUCUGCGAUUGGUUCUCCGUGGACUCUGUCGGUCAUCUGGAACGGCUCCGUGUGGAGUUGUGAUGCAGCCACCAGCCCCGCCUCCAAGCCUUUCUGGAACCACACGUUCCCAAACAAUGUACAUCUGUAAGUACAGUGUGUGUAUGAGCUCCUCCCUCAAACGCUUGGGAUUAAAUGAACUCCUGUAAAGUC
This is a messenger RNA of Pungitius pungitius (ninespine stickleback), 2615 nucleotides long. It is a transcript of the gene wdr43, whose product is annotated as WD repeat domain 43. The transcript is spliced from 18 exons. Gene Ontology annotation, molecular function: protein binding. Gene Ontology annotation, cellular component: nucleolus. NCBI's taxonomy places the organism in Eukaryota, Metazoa, Chordata, Actinopteri, Perciformes, Gasterosteidae. Bases 60 to 2006 code for a protein of 648 amino acids. The record is from RefSeq and is a predicted model, not a curated record. Gene Ontology annotation, biological process: maturation of SSU-rRNA from tricistronic rRNA transcript (SSU-rRNA, 5.8S rRNA, LSU-rRNA).